Molecule: messenger RNA, 1110 nt
Organism: Penicillium nucicola
Lineage: Eukaryota; Fungi; Ascomycota; Eurotiomycetes; Eurotiales; Aspergillaceae
Product: TBP-associated factor 8 family protein
Exons: 2
Coding region: 1-1110 (369 amino acids)
Biological process (GO): transcription initiation at RNA polymerase II promoter
Cellular component (GO): transcription factor TFIID complex
Molecular function (GO): protein heterodimerization activity
Source: RefSeq, a predicted model, not a curated record
AUGGCUUCUUCUUCACGGCGGAGGUUGCAUCACUCCAACCUCCGCUCGAUCCAACUCCGCAAACCUGUGGCUAUGGCAGCUUCAGGUACGCCUAUUAAGCGGUCCUCAUCCACCGACCAAUACAGCGUCAAGCGACUAAAGCACUACCACCACCAUCAUCGUUUGCAGGAGCCUGUUACCCUGCCGUCGCCCGAGCCAGCUGUACAAGAUGAGGCCCACGUCGAUCAAUUGAUGAACCGUGCUAUUGGCAUAUCUCUCAAGGAUGCCGGAUACUAUCUAGCUGAACCAACUGCUCUGUCGAGCUUCCGCAGUGCGACAGAAGAGUAUAUGCUACGCCUUUCCACCUUUGCUCGACAAUCAAUGCUAUCAUGUCGUCGAACGCAACCUAUUCCGCAAGACUUUGAACACGCCCUUACCCGCCUCCGCCUUACACCUGAUGACCUUCUCCCUACUCUCAAAUGCUCUCAAUAUUCUACACCCGCACCCCCGUUACUGCACUCCUCGGAGACGGAAGGGGCAGAAGAUGUGCUACCACCAAGUCUUCCUUUGCUCACAGCACUCAGCAGCGAGGACGACCGUGCGAACCGCUCUUACAUUCCAAAACAUUUUCCCAGCUUCCCCAGCAAGCACACCUACUCUGCCACCGCAGUAUUCGUCGAACGAGAUGGCGACCAACGCAAGAUCAGAGAACGCGCCGCAGAGGAUGGACGACACGGAGAAGAGGCACUGCGCAAGUUGGCAAGUGCCGCAUUCCGCGACAACCAGACGGGCUCCACGGGCCACCAAAAGAAACUUUGGGGCCGCAGGGCGGAUAGCAUGGAAACCAUGUUCGAGAAGACCACCAAGGCUCUCACUAAGAAGCUUAAUCAAGACCCUCGUACUUCUUCUGCGGCAGCAGCUUUGAUCGACUCGGCCAUGGACAUUGACUCCGGAAACCCGGAUGCCGACAAGGCCCGGACCAAGCUUUUGUGGAACAUGGAGAUGGGCCCGAUCGUUAAUUGUGAGCGGGAUCUCUGGCGUCGGACGGCGUCGACUACGCGCCGAGGGGAAGAGAAUGACCAAAAGCCCUCGGCGAGCGCGGAGCCACUCGAGGUCAUGACUGGCAUGUAG